GAACGGACCUCUUGCAGCAGUUUUUCAGGAUAAGUUUCUCCGUUUGUUCGCAGGUGAGGCAAUAACUGACGCACAUUCGACAUUCACGAUGGAUAUCCUGAGAGGCAUUGAACAGUCGUCGGUUACCACGAAGCUAGUUAUUGCAGUGGUUGUCUUGUUUUUGGUAUACGAUUGGUGGUGUCACCAUUAUUUCCAGCGUCGUGGCAUACGUGUCGGGUCUUACCUACCAGUUAUAGGCAGCCUGCAUCAGAUACGAAAAGGUUUUGGAUGCAGGUUUCCUGAGUAUACCGCGAAGUACGGGAGGGUGUUUGGGUGGUACAUGUUUCGACAGCCUAUGCUUAUCCUAACGGAUGCUGACAUCGUCAAGCAGAUUUUGGUCAAAGAUUUCUCCAGUUUUACCAACCGUAAAAAGAGUAAUUCUAGGGGUCCCGAAAUCGUGAACAAGGGAUUGUUAUCACUGCAAGAUGAAGAGUGGAAGGAAGUUAGAUCGGUCGUCACACCGGCAUUCAGCGCCGUCAAAAUGAGAACGAUGUCCUUUAUGAUCAACGAAUGUUGUGACACCAUGCUGUAUAAUAUCGAGAAGGCAGUGAAGGAGGGAAGUAACAUCAACUGCAAAGAUUUGUACGGAGGUUUCACGAUGGACACGGUAGCAUGGUGUGGUUUCGGGCUGAAAAUAGACUCACAAGUAACGAAAGAUCAUGAGUUUGUAAUCAACGCCAAGAAAGCAUUCAAGUCGGCUGAGUCAAUCUUACGAAACCUGGCUGUGUCUAUAUUCCCAAUGAUGGGACCAGUGUUGCUUUACUUCAAUGUUGGCAUAAUCCCCAACGAAGUUGUUAGCUUCUUCGAAACAGUGACGAGGGAAUCUUGCAAACUUCGCAAAGAACAGGGAAGCGACUUGGACAAGUCUAAAAAUAUUGACAUGUUACAAUUGAUGCUAAAUGCACACAACGAAGCUCCAGAACUAACAGAUGACGUCGCUGGAAACGGGGUUCACCACAUGAAACGCAAGAGGGCGCUAACAAACAACGAAGUCACAGCCCAGGCCUUACUCUUCUUCUUGGCAGGGUAUGAGACAACGAUUUCCUUGCUCGGCUUUGCCUCGUACCUUCUCGCCCUCAACCCAGACGUACAAGAUAAACUCUAUGCUGAGAUCCAAGAUAAAGCCCCAAGCCGUGACGUCAUAGGCUAUGACGUAGUUAACAAGAUGACGUACCUAGAUAUGGUAAUAUGCGAGUCCCUGCGAGUCUAUCCACCCGCAGCAAUAUUCGCACGCAUCUGUAACAAGACGUUUUCUUACAAUGGCCUGACCAUAGAGAAAGGAGUGAAUGUGUUUAUGAACGUUUAUGGUAUCCACCGCGAUGAGCAGUAUUGGCCGGAGCCAGACAAGUUUGAUCCGGAGAGAUUCAGUCCUGAGAGAAAACCUUUAAUCCAGGCUUGCACCUACGUGCCGUUCGGCUUCGGACCGCGUAACUGCAUUGGUAUGCGAUUUGCCUUGUUGGAAGCCAAGAUGGCGCUGGUGCGUGUACUGCAGAACUACCGAUUAGAUGUGUGUCCAGAAACAAAGAUUCCGCUCAAUCUUUGCGAGACUACAUUCUCAGCUCCUAAAGACGGCAUCAAACUUCGAGCUGUCGCCAGAAAAUAAUUAGUAAAACACUCAAUCGUGUUAGUGUGAAACUAUCGUUAAAAACAUAAAACACCCAUAGAUUAGUUUGCCUGAUCACUGCAACUGCCCCGUUGCAGACAAAAAUUUGGUUCGCAUUCGCAGGAAGUAUUAAUAAUUAUUAUGACCGCGCUUACUUGUGCAAAAGUAUAGGCCUGGAUUGGCGACUAUUCAAAGUGGACAUAAACAAAACCAACGUUUAAAACAAACAACAAACAAUAAGACUAGAACACACCAAACAACUUUUCUUUGUAAUGAUUCCUCAUUUUAGCCAUUUAAUAAUAUCAAUUUGUCCGAAGGACAGCAUAUAGGGCCACUUUAAUGUGGUCCCUGUGGUGUUGGGGUGUUUGUUUAUGUUGUUUGUUUAUGUGUUCGAUUGUUUGGGUGUUUUUUUGUUUUUGUUUGAAUAUAAAUGAAAAAUACUAGGUUAAUGUAUUAGUGUCACUAUAGCUCCAUUAUAUUAUGUAUCAAAACCAAAAUAUUUAUAUCAGUGUGUCUAACUGUACAGCGGUGUAUACUAAACUUGACGUAAGAUUGCGAAUCAAAAUUGUUAAACAAUUUAGGCGUUGUUGCGUAUUAUGUGGCGUCUGUGCAAGCUGUCUAUGAACAUAGACUUCCUUGGCAAAAUACAUACUACACUCAACAACUUAAUUAUCUGAACUAAAUAUUAAAGGCAGUGGACACUAUUGGUAAUUAGUCGAAAUAAUUGUUAUCAUAAAACCUUACGAUGUAACGAGC
Asterias rubens (European starfish) is the source of this 2398-nucleotide messenger RNA. RefSeq names its product cytochrome P450 3A13-like. Bases 89 to 1642 code for a protein of 517 amino acids. The transcript has 14 exons. Gene Ontology annotation, molecular function: iron ion binding; heme binding; oxidoreductase activity, acting on paired donors, with incorporation or reduction of molecular oxygen. The record is from RefSeq and is a predicted model, not a curated record. NCBI's taxonomy places the organism in Eukaryota, Metazoa, Echinodermata, Asteroidea, Forcipulatida, Asteriidae.